UGGCUUUUGACCACAUAAGUAAGAAGUGGAAGGGAUUUGGCAUUGUGUAUUAUGUUUUCAGAGUAAAAGGAUAGCUGUAUAGUGGAAGAACAGACCUUAUUUUCUGUGGUGGGCUAUUCAUCAAAAAAAAAAAAAUGGUGAUUUGGAUUGUUUAAGAUUUUUUCUCUUUGCUGUUUCUUCUCAGGUCAACAGGUUGUUCUAGAGCACCUCAGAGAGCUGCUCCAACAUUUUGUGGAUUCACUUGUGAGUCUGUCAUCUGUCCUCUGUACAGAAUGCUCUCAGGCCUAAUAGUGCUCCACACAUCUGAUCUCCAUCAGUGUGAGAACAUGCUGACCUGAACCUGAUGGUCCAAAUCAGCAGUGAUGGAGGAAGCAGCAGGGACAGUCACGCUCUGAGGAUGUUCUGUGGAGCGCUGAUGAGUAUUAGAUUAGCUUUUAUAAAGAUGAUUCUGUCUCUCAGUGUGCUUCUGUCUCAGCAAGGAAGAGCGCUCAAUUUAUAUUAACUUCUACAGGGUUUAUAUGGAGGUUGUUCGACUGAGUGAUGUUGCUGCUUCCACACACUUGGCAAAGUUUGCAUUGGUGACUAAUCACACUUUGGUACACCUACAUCUUUUUAUUUAAAUAUAUUCAUUUUAGCUGACAACUGAGAAGCUACAAAUGGUAUAAUCACCUCAUUUAUCAAGCUGGAUGUGAACAAAUUUAGUUACAUUUUUCACAGGAACAUUUUGUCAAACCUAAUAAUUUCAUAUUAAUGACUUAAAAGAAGACAAAUAAGACAAAUAAUUAGCCAUGUCAUGCAUUGCCAUUAGCCAUUCAGUUAAGACAAAAGUAAUGGCACCCUGUAAAAGCAGGAGGAUUAAGUUUGUGACUGUGGUAGCUGACAAGUUGCGGUGGCUGAGCUGUUUUACUGGAAGAUUUAGUGCACACCACCAUUGAGAGGCACUCUUUCACUGUUUAGUGUCAUUUUGUCAUUUUCAGGUCUCUGUGAGCUAUGAUUUUUGUGGAGUUUUUUGGGCGUGGCUAAAUGUUAAUCAGCUGUGCCAUGAAUGUAUAUGAUUGGCAUUUUUCAGCAUGCGCAUCUGAGUAUGGAGAGAUAUUAAUGAAACUGACUGGAAUUUUUAGUUGAGUUUGGCCACGAAAAUUUUUACACACAACUGUUCUGAAGACUGAUAAAUAAGGCUCAUUGAACAAUGUUCAAGUAUCCACUGAGUAUAUAUACACUGAAUAACAAAAAUCCAUUCAAGCCACAAAUCAGCAGACUCAAAUAUCUAAAUAUUAAUAUAAAGAUCUGACUUAAAUUAGACAAAUAAAAUAAUAUUAACAGUGUCAGAUAUUAUCACCCAGUAUAAUAGUCAUUGGCAAAAUUGUGGUACAGUGAGUAGCAUUGCAAGCUCACUGCUCUAGGGUUCCUGACUCCAUCCUGACCUUACGUUACUGUGUGUGUGGAGUUUCACAUGUUCUGUCCAUUUUCACAUGGGUUUACUUUGGGUUCUCUGGUAUCCUCCAGUGCAGUCAGUGUUCCAGUUCAUCCCAAAGGUGUUCAGUGGGGUUGAGGUCAGGGAUAUGUGCAGGACACUCAAGUUCUUCCACUCCAACCUUCACACACCAUGUCUUCAUGGAGCUCGCUUUGUGCACAGGGGUAUUGUCAUACUGGAGCAGGUUCGGGCCUCUUAAUUCCAGUGAAGGUUAAUGGUAAUGCUACAGCAUGCAAAGACAUCCUAUACAUCUGUGUGCUUCAGACUUUGUGGCAACAGUCUGGGGAAGAACCACAUAACGUUGUAAUGGUCAGGUGUCUAGAAACUUUUGGCCAUAUAGUGUAAGUUUAUUUCGCCAUAACCCUGCUUAGCUGUUAAUGAAUAUUUUCUGGAAUGUAAUUCCAGGCACCAGAGGGCGCCAAAAGCAGACUUUCCUAAUGAAAGGGGUGGUGAGGGUUGAACUGUUUAAAGAAGAGAUCUGCUUAAACAUAGGCGUUCAUAACGCACAUUCAUAACCAGCAUAACCAGACUCAACUUCAUAUUCUGCAUAAUUUCCCUCUUCAUCUGAGCUUCAGCCCAGGCUUAAAGCAGGACACAUUUCAUUUGGCUAUACAUCAGCUUUUUAUAGCAUGUCUCUACUCUUAUAAUCUCCGGAUCUGUGGAUAAAAUGCCAUCGUGUUCGCGCAGUGCUUUUGCGGAAAUGCGCGUUCACGCGUGCCGACUUGAGCAAGCGGACACUGUCCUGUAGGAGAUCAGAGAAUUAAGAGCAAUGCCAGCUAAAGACCCGCUCAUUGAGACUCUGAAAGUGUGUAUUUUGGAGCUGCAAGCUGAAGACACUGUGACUGACUCAAGUCCUCAGCUGGCUUCAUGCUGUGAGCUGCUGGAGCUCAUUCUGCGUAAAGGACUGCAGCAACCGGUGCUGAGUUUGACACACAGAGACUACUGGUGUUGUUUUGAGCAGUUAGUUCAUCUGGACACAUGUGGAAGGCUGAGCGCUGUCUCUUUAGCCAUACAGCAGACCACAGCGUGUCCCAAGCUCCUCAGCGCUCAGGGCCGGGGACGCUACUUCAUCCGCCUAAUGCUGAGCAGGAGAACUCUGGGAAAUGUAGUCAACCAUCUGCUACACACAUCCAGCAUCAUGGAGUGGUACAGUCCUAACAUCUCUGUAUUGAGGAAUGAGGAAUUUGUAGAGCCUUUCCUCUCUCUCUGUCUGGUUCUCUCUGAAAUGGAGUUCAAGCUCAAUAUACAGAACUGCAGCUUCCUGGAUGAGAGCUGGCUGCUCCCGGUGUGUGAAACGUAUGAGGCCGUGCCGUGUCGUGAGCUGGGGAUGGUUCUCAGAUAUCUGGAUAGGCGUGUGUUUGUGUUGGAGCUGCUCCGAGGCGGUGUGGCUCAGGCAGACAUGUUUGCAGAGCCGGGAGACAUCAUCGAUGAAAUCAACGGCAUAUCACUGAGAAAUUCCAGCAAUGGACAGGCAGGUGUGGUGCUGUCCAGAUUAAAAGGACAGCCUCUGUCCCUGCGCCUGUUGCGCUGGAGAGGUGAGAACGGCGCUGUGUAUCGCCCCCUGGUGCCGCUUUUACGCCAGCUGAAACAGGAGAAUCCCUCGCUGGAGUUCGGCUCGCCUCUUCCCAAGCCCUCAGUGCAGCGUGACAGCCAGAGCCCGUGUGUCAAAGAGGGACGGAUCCUGUAUGCAGUGCAGCUGAUAGGAAAAACAAACAUAGGAAUGUAUGGAGGGAAGGAGGUUCUGCAAUACGCCAUACCCGCUGUGCUGCAAAAGAGGCAGAGCAGGAAGGAUGUGCUGUUGGACGUGAAGGAGACGCACCUGAUCUGCACUGACAAAUCCAAUAAACAGCUGUUCCAGCACCACUUUCCUGAGAUUUCAUGUGUGGGGAGGUUCGGCCAGCCCGAUUUCACCAUCUUCGCUUUUUGUGUAGGAGAUACUCCAGAUACGGGUUUCUGCUGUGUGGUUCUGCAGGCAGCAUCCAGCACUGAGUGUGAGGAGAUCGUCCACCGCAUCGCUACGGGGUUCAAAAGCACUGAAUGGUUUGUGUAAGGAAACUACACAACUACUGACAACACUGGGAGGUUUUCAUGUUUUCAUGAGGAACCAUAUUAACUGCUUUUAUCAGCAAAACACACCGAUCUUCAGAGCUAGCCUACACCCUCAUGUUCUUUUGAAGAUGUCCAUUUGAAAAUUUUAUAUUAAAGCUGGAACACUAAAAUGAUUUUCUCAAUGUUAAAUUUUUUGUUCUUUGUGAGUUUCUCUGAUAAACCUGAAUGUUCUUAUCAGUAAUAUAUGUAUAUGCCCUCACAAGCCACGUUAUUUUUAUGAUAAAUGUACAAUUACUGACUCAUCACCGCUGAGCACAUUAUUACUUUGGCGUUGGAAUAAUUUUAGCACAAAAUAUGUCUUUCUACAUAUGAGACAAAAAGAUAACUCAUCUCUGUCACAUUCCUUACCACACACCCACAUGUGAAAAUGAAGACUUGUGAUUAUGUGAAGAGGUUUUAAAUCUACAUCCACUGUCUACUUUAUUAGGAACACCUGUACACCUGAACAUUCAUGCAGUUAUCUCAUCAGCCAAUCAUGUGGCAGCAGCGAAACUAGACAGUUGAAGAUUAUAAGAAAAAAUGACCCGGGCUUUUUCCAGUCCUCAGGUGUCCUGUCUCCGAGUCUGUGCCCAUGAUAGCCUCAGAUUCUUGUUCUUGGCUGAGAGAAGUGAAACCUGAUGUGGUCUUCUGCUGUUGUAGACCAUACACCUCAUAGUUUGAUGUGUUGUGUGUUCUGAGAUGCUUUUCUGCUCACCACGGUUGUAAAGAGUGAUUAUUUGAGUUACUAUAGACUUCCCGUAAGCCCAGACCAGUCUGGUAAUUCUCCUCUGAUCUCUCUCAUCAACAAGGUGCUUCAGUCUGCAGACCCUCCGCUCACAGGGUAUUAUUGUUUUUUUGCACCAUUCUGUGUAAACUCUAGAGACUGUUGUGUGUGAAAAUUGCAGGAGAUCAGCAGUUUCUGAAAUACUCAAACCUGCACAUCUGGCACCAGCAAUGAUGCCACGAUCAAAAUCACAAAGAUCUCACUUUUUCCCCUUUCUGAUGUUUGAAAUGAACAUUAACUGAAGCUCUUGACAUUAUAAGAUUAUAAGAUUAUAACAUUAUAAGAUUAGAUGCAGGUGUACAGAUGUUCCUAAUAAAGUGGACAGUGAGUGUAUUUCCAUAGUUUAUAUUGCACUGUAAUGAACAUAAUAUAUAUAUAUAUAUAUAUAUAUAUAUAUAUAUAUUUUAAGAUUUUCUUCAUACUUGUAGUGUUAUAAAAAUAUUUUAAAAAUGGCAUGUGUCAGUAACCUGAAUGUAAGUUUUUUUUUAUUGAUUUUUUUUUACUCAGUGGUAAUGCAACUCGAUGUGUAACUCUGGUUUAAAGAAGUGUUGCAAUCAUUGUUGCUUGUUACUCAGUUAUCAUAGUGUUUUAUUAAAAACUCAGAAUGAAAACUCUGAA
Molecule: messenger RNA, 4964 nt
Organism: Pangasianodon hypophthalmus (striped catfish)
Lineage: Eukaryota; Metazoa; Chordata; Actinopteri; Siluriformes; Pangasiidae
Exons: 16
Coding region: 2244-3524 (426 amino acids)
Molecular function (GO): protein binding
Source: RefSeq, a predicted model, not a curated record